AUGAUGAGAGUUCAAACCUUAAGAGAAAAAUGGGCUUAUUGGAGACGGAGGCAAUUAUCUUUAAAACAGGCCGAUUUCAAGGAUAUAUUCAAAAAAUCAACUUCAGGAUCUCUAGUGGAAGAGGAAGACCAACACAUGAAAUUGUCCCUUGGAAGCAGCGAAAUGGGCCUCUCCUCCCAUUUGCAGUCUUCCAAGGCGGGAACCACACGCAUCUUUACCAGCAAUACCCACAGUUCUGUGGUGUUACAGGGGUUUGACCAGCUCCGACUUGAAGGGUUGCUCUGUGACGUGACCCUGAUGCCGGGGGACACAGAUGACGCCUUCCCUGUGCACAGAGUCAUGAUGGCCUCUGCUAGUGAUUACUUCAAGGCUAUGUUCACAGGUGGAAUGAAAGAACAAGAUUUAAUGUGCAUUAAGCUUCAUGGCGUGAGCAAAGUCGGUUUAAGGAAAAUUAUUGAUUUCAUUUACACUGCAAAGCUUUCUCUUAAUAUGGACAACCUUCAAGACACACUGGAAGCUGCCAGUUUUCUACAGAUCCUGCCGGUUUUGGACUUCUGCAAAGUAUUUCUCAUAUCUGGGGUCACUUUAGACAACUGUGUCGAAGUUGGGCGGAUUGCCAACACCUACAAUCUGACAGAAGUGGAUAAAUACGUUAACAGUUUCGUCUUGAAGAAUUUUCCUGCGUUGCUGAGCACCGGAGAGUUCUUGAAACUCCCUUUUGAACGUCUUGCCUUUGUGCUUUCCAGUAAUAGCCUUAAGCACUGCACUGAACUUGAGCUCUUUAAGGCUACCUGUCGCUGGCUACGCUUGGAAGAGCCUCGGAUGGACUUUGCUGCAAAAUUAAUGAAGAAUAUACGAUUUCCACUGAUGACACCACAGGAGCUCAUUAAUUACGUGCAAACCGUGGAUUUCAUGAGAACUGACAACACGUGUGUGAAUCUCCUUUUGGAAGCCAGCAAUUACCAAAUGAUGCCAUAUAUGCAGCCAGUGAUGCAGUCAGACAGGACUGCCAUUCGGUCUGACACCACUCAUUUGGUUACACUAGGAGGAGUGCUGAGGCAGCAGCUGGUUGUCAGCAAGGAAUUGCGCAUGUAUGAUGAAAAGACUCAAGAGUGGAAGUCCUUAGCCCCCAUGGAUGCCCCAAGGUACCAGCAUGGCAUUGCUGUCAUUGGAAAUUUCCUGUACGUCGUUGGUGGACAGAGUAAUUAUGACACAAAAGGAAAAACGGCAGUUGAUACAGUCUUCAGAUUUGAUCCUCGAUACAAUAAGUGGAUGCAAGUUGCAUCUUUAAAUGAAAAGCGCACCUUCUUCCACCUAAGUGCCCUCAAAGGAUACCUGUAUGCAGUUGGUGGGCGAAAUGCAGCUGGUGAACUGCCUACGGUAGAAUGUUACAAUCCAAGAACAAAUGAAUGGACUUACGUUGCCAAAAUGAGUGAGCCCCACUAUGGCCAUGCUGGAACUGUGUACGGAGGCGUAAUGUAUAUUUCAGGAGGAAUUACUCAUGACACUUUCCAAAAGGAGCUCAUGUGCUUUGACCCUGAUACUGACAAAUGGAUCCAAAAGGCACCAAUGACCACUGUCAGAGGUCUGCAUUGCAUGUGUACAGUGGGAGAAAGGCUGUAUGUCAUUGGUGGCAAUCACUUCAGAGGAACAAGCGAUUAUGAUGAUGUCCUAAGCUGUGAAUACUACUCACCGAUCCUUGACCAGUGGACCCCAAUUGCUGCCAUGUUAAGAGGGCAGAGUGAUGUUGGGGUCGCUGUCUUUGAAAAUAAAAUCUACGUGGUUGGUGGGUAUUCAUGGAAUAAUCGUUGUAUGGUAGAGAUAGUGCAGAAAUAUGAUCCAGAUAAAGAUGAAUGGCAUAAGGUUUUUGAUCUCCCAGAGUCCCUGGGUGGCAUCCGAGCUUGCACACUCACAGUUUUUCCACCUGAAGAAACCACACCAUCACCUUCUAGAGAGUCCCCUCUUUCUGCACCUUAAGAUCGUCCCUACAACUAAGAUGCUGUAGUCCUAUCUUUGCACCGUGUCACGCAUUCUCUUCUUUCACCCUCCCCCUUAAGUAGUGUAUGUUAGGAUUAGCCCCCAGUAAUUGAUACAAAUAUUGGAAAAAAGACGACAUUGAUGUUCUUUGUGCUGUUUGUUUGGCUUUGAGUGCUUAUAAAGUGGUAACAAAACCAUUCUGGAAAUGUAUCCCAUAGAAGCUGAUGUUUAACAUACGAGGAGAUAAAAAAAAAAAAGAAGCAAGGCAAGGUAUUGUCUAUAAGAUGUUUCUGCAGUACUUUUUUGAUGCUGUGUACUGGGUGUAAGGUAUUUGUCAUCUUACAUUA
Mesoplodon densirostris (Blainville's beaked whale) is the source of this 2324-nucleotide messenger RNA. RefSeq names its product kelch like family member 13 (gene KLHL13). The record is from RefSeq and is a predicted model, not a curated record. Gene Ontology annotation, cellular component: Cul3-RING ubiquitin ligase complex. Bases 1 to 1977 code for a protein of 658 amino acids. Gene Ontology annotation, molecular function: cullin family protein binding; ubiquitin-protein transferase activity. Gene Ontology annotation, biological process: protein ubiquitination; regulation of cytokinesis. The transcript has 8 exons. Lineage: Eukaryota; Metazoa; Chordata; Mammalia; Artiodactyla; Ziphiidae.